AUGCACGCAACGCUGGCCGUCGAAAUGAAGACGCUGAUCAAUAGUUGUGAAGCGCUGGCCAGGGGUCCUCAACGAACCUUCGACUUGGUCAACACCGUAUCAGAAAGAGGAAAAUCUUUUAUUGCGGAUUCUCCACAAUUCUUCGACCCACCCACUACCAACGACGACGAGACGAUGCCAAAGCCGUACAACUUGAAGGAGAAAAAGUCAACGGCAAUUGGGUGGGAAGCGGCUGACGUUGAGGAGCAGCAAAAAGAGACGUAUAGAAGGCCGAGAGAUACCUUGUUGAUUUUGGCCGCGACUUACAUCGAGCUAGCGACGCCCCGCCUGAAGGAACUGACAAAAUUGGCAGCAACCAUCGAACACGUCAAGAUCCCUGAUGUAUUAGAUCACAAAUGCCAUGUGAAACUCAGCGAGGUUGCUUUGGCGCUUUUGAAGAUUGCUCCAUAUGAUCUAAGUACGAUGUCUUGCCUGGGAUUGCAAAAAUACUUCCUUCAUGUCCUUCCGGUUACGGAUUGGUCGAUCGAAGCCAACCGUUCGGCACUGAACAUUGUUCUUCGACGCUUAGACAAAACAAUUGCAAAGAUUGCCAAGAAACAGAGCAUUCGGCGGCGAGUCUCAUGGACCGCUUUGGCAAACUGGCUGAACGGGCUAUGCGAUACCUUGUCAGCUUUCCCAUACAUUGCCCAUCUCCACGCGCUCAAGACAACGACCCAAAUGUGCGUACGGAUCAUGGUCGGCGAUCCUUGUUUCGAGGAAACCUCAGCUCCAGCCCAUCCCCCAUCAACGAUCCUAUACCCCUCGACGCCGCCAAGGGAUUUCUGCCAGGCCACCCUUCGCCUGACAACUAUCCUGAUGCAAGCAUUGGGCCAGUUUGCCUUCUCACUAGAACAAAUUUGCUCCGUGGAAAGUAUGGGUGUCAGUGCAGAGCGCGUGGAAGCAGUGCUCGUUCAUGUCCUCAUCCCACUGUUUUUGCGAGCGGCUAUCCCGUCCAAAGAAGCAUCUGUGAUCAAAGAAAAAGACCUUAUCUACUGUCUGAACCUGAUGCAAACGGCCAUAUCACCACCCAUUGGAAAGCAAUCGCAAGUGGCACCGUUGGUAUCGACUUCGACACUGGCUACGACAUUCAUACGUGGACAGGGACAUGAUAUGAGUGGGCGCCAAGGAUCCGUUUCUGUCACAGAUCGGGGCCAUUCUGCCACAGUAUCUACGAACCGCAUCGUUCGAGAGUCCGUCUGCCAAUCGGUCUUCCUCGCUCUGAAAGUAAUGAUGCUUUGCUUUGGUCGACUGCUUGGACCUCUAUGGCCAAAAGUGAACAAGCUCGUCAAAGACCUUCUCAACAAGAAGGCUGGCGGUCAAGCAGCAGUCGCCUUCGUUGACUUUGUGAUCCACUCGAAUCUACCGAUCUCCCUACUGAUCUUGCCAACAAUUCAUGCAAAGAUCAAGAACAAGUCACCCGAAGGAGCGCCGGUCAGCGAAGCCCCUGUCACUUGGGUUGCGGAGCUUGGCGAAAAGCUUCUGCACACACCUCGGGCAGCACUCCCAAUGUCGGUAUUGAUACACCGAUGCAUGCACGAAUUGUCGGCGUUGAAAGAUGAUUUCUCGACAAAACCUCUAGAAGUCAACCGGUCUUAUACACCGACAAUGGCCGAUCCGCAUAGCGACUCUUCGACAGCAUCACUAGCUGCCCAUAAGACACCUAUGAAAGCUGGUGGUGAUCGGAGAUCGAGCAGUGGUCUGGCUAAGGGACGUCUUGUCCCAAAUAAGGAUCCGGAGUUGGGUGGCCCGUCAACCAUUCCGGAAGAUGUAGAAGAUGAAGGAAAUGAUCAUUCACACCCACCACCAGUACCGAAGGUGACGAAGAGUCCAUCAGUUCCCUUCAAUAAGUAUGGUGUUUCCCCACGCGCCCGAUCUAUGAGUGGAUUUGGUGUCUGGCGGAGUGUUCGACGCAGAUCGAGAAAUGUCUCGACGGAGAGUGAAGCUGAAAGCGAGAGAGGGGUCGAAAUGACGGCAUUUGGAUGGCCUGGAGCACAGGCUGCCCCUCAAUCAUCGCUGAAAUCCGAUAGUGUGACGACGGCCCGGAGAUCCACUGAGGGUUUGGUACUCCCCUUGGAAACGCAGCAUCGACAAAGAUUUGUCUCCUUCUCAACCCCAAAAACGGGCCGCAAGGAGGAGGACACCUUCCAAAUCAUCGAACAUCAACACGUUGUU
Mesorhabditis spiculigera is the source of this 2211-nucleotide messenger RNA. The record is from the annotation of a GenBank genome assembly. Lineage: Eukaryota; Metazoa; Nematoda; Chromadorea; Rhabditida; Rhabditidae.